UCCAGCCAAGAAAGCCAAGAGCCUCAAUUUAUCAGCAAUUUCGGUGGGUCUUGCUGAAAAGUGGUGCCUUGAUCCCACAACACAGUCACGAGGAGAGCUCCAGCUGCCGCCGAGGGGGCUGGGGCUGGGGCUGUCCCCGGACGUGCCAGCACCGGGCUGGCCGUGUCCCCGUCCCCAGGCACGCGGGCCGGGCAUUCCUGGGGGGCCGGGCGUGCGGGGCUGCCGGGGCCGGCCCCAGCCCCCUAUAUCAGCCCUGCCCCCGGCAGCGCCGGCACAGUGACAGCGACAGACCCUGCCCCUGCCCCUGCCCAGCCAUGGAUGACAUCUACAAGGCAGCGGUUGAGCAGCUGACAGAAGAGCAAAAAAAUGAGUUCAAGGCUGCCUUUGACAUCUUCGUGCUGGGGGCGGAGGAUGGCUGCAUCAGCACCAAGGAGCUGGGGAAGGUGAUGAGGAUGCUGGGGCAGAACCCCACCCCUGAGGAGCUGCAGGAGAUGAUAGAUGAGGUGGAUGAAGAUGGCAGCGGCACCGUGGACUUCGAUGAGUUCCUGGUGAUGAUGGUGCGGUGUAUGAAAGAUGACAGCAAAGGCAAAACCGAGGAGGAGCUCUCAGACCUCUUCAGGAUGUUUGAUAAAAAUGCUGAUGGCUACAUCGACCUCGAGGAGCUGAAGAUCAUGCUGCAGGCAACAGGAGAGACCAUCACUGAGGAUGACAUAGAGGAACUGAUGAAAGAUGGGGAUAAAAACAACGAUGGCAGGAUUGACUAUGAUGAGUUCCUGGAGUUUAUGAAGGGGGUUGAAUAAAUCUGAGGCCAGAUGGACAGCUUGAAUCUCCUAAACCCUCCAGCUCUGCAUCUCAUCUCCUUGACUCAGUCCCCUGGCUACCAGCAUGAAGACUGAGUGCUGAGAAGGGUGGCCAGGGGGAAAUAAAACCUGUUAAUACCCAGUGCCUCAGCUGCUCAUUCCUUGGAGGUUCAGUGACAGCUUCACCCCUGUUGUGUGCUUAUGAUUAAUGAAACCACUGCUGGGGGCUACUUCUGGCAAGGUGACAUCACAGCUGGAGCUUCAAGCCUCCAAGGAGGUAUUGUGCUGCCAGCCCAACAGCAAAGUCCAUCCAACAGAGCCAUGGGUGCUCGUGGGGAGCUGCCAUGUUCCAUCUCCUAACUCUCCCAUGGUGAGCAGGCUCAGGAGCUGGCACUGGUGCCUGCUGGUUUAACUGCAGCAUUGGCAGCAUUUUAGCAAUGAAAUAAGAAUUAAAACCCCCUUCAGCCAUCACUGAGAUCCAUGUGCCAGGGACAGUCCCUCUCCUCUCUACUUUCACCCUGGCUAUCCCAAGGGUACCCCUCCUCCUCCCUGCCAGCCUGACUGGCACCCUGUAAUGCCCAAAGAAGACCUCACUUUGCUUUGGAAACAUGAAUAAAAGCCAUUCCUGAGCUGG
Molecule: messenger RNA, 1434 nt
Organism: Zonotrichia leucophrys gambelii
Lineage: Eukaryota; Metazoa; Chordata; Aves; Passeriformes; Passerellidae
Gene: TNNC1
Product: troponin C1, slow skeletal and cardiac type
Exons: 6
Coding region: 315-800 (161 amino acids)
Cellular component (GO): myosin II complex
Molecular function (GO): calcium ion binding
Source: RefSeq, a predicted model, not a curated record